UCGUAGCUGGGAUUAAAUUGAGCCGUUUUGUGGAACAUUAAUCAGGUUAAUGGAUAAGGCUUCGACAAGGGUGGAGAGUAAAGUUGUGCACUCCAAGAAUAGUCCAAUGUAAUUGAGACUCCAAAUACAGAUUAUUUAAUGUACGUGAGGUGUUGCUAUAUGUUAUAAUCGCUGAUUUUUUAAUAUGCAGCCGGAUUGAGAAGGUCUAAUUUCUGUGCAUGUUGUAUUAUACUGUUUUCUGAAUGGACUCCCAACUUUACUACGUUAUUAGAUUUAACCCGGUGCAUUUUCUCACGUUAGGAUCAGCUUGCUGCUUGCAAUACGAAAUGUUAGGAAGUUUUUAGAGAAUUAAAUGCUCAUAUAUAGUCAAUCGUCGUUCGCUUGGAUGUGCAGUACCGCAGUUUAUCAGAAGGUAGCGCUGUUGAUCGGGUGGAGAGAGAUUUCUGUUAGGACACCCACCCCCACAGCCUGCAAACGGAUCUGGCUUUCUUUAUGUAUUAGUUAAUAGUCACGAUACACAGAGAAUAAAUAUUAGAAUAUUUAUAACGCUGGUUUAAUACAAACUGGAAUAAUUGCAAUGCAAUCACUAAAGUUGGAGAAUUGGCUGGGGGGGAUUAGUUUUUUUUAAUGCUUAACAACAGUGAGUGAGAUUGCAUCUAAAUAAAACACUUCCAAACUAAGUCAGCUGAGUUAAAGCUGCAGCAUGCCGGCUACAUGCGGUGCAAAGGCAUUGUUUGUUCGCCAAAUGUUGCCAUCGGAUGUGAGUUUUUAAGCAUUUGUGAAACCUCACAGCUAAUAAUCGAAGAGCGAAAAUAUUGUUUAACUUGCAUCUGCAAACAUUGUUAAUUAUGAUUUUGUUUUUAAAGAUAAAGUUUUUUGCUUUUUUUUUGUCGAAGUAUUUUGGUCAUAACUCCACCCGCCUGCUCAUUUCCUUCUGGGACUGGUGCAGACACGUUUGAUUGAUUCCCCGGCACGAUGCGGGGCUAUUCUUAUUUUGGGGGGGUUAAAUAUUUAAUUGAAAAUCGAGCUUUUCAGCAGUCGGUUCUGGAUUCCAUCCCGUCUCUUGCGGGGAGGGGGUGGAGGAGCAUAUGAAUAGUGCUAUAGUAAGGAACUGCAGAUACUGGGUUUACACCGAAGAUAGACACAAAAUGCUGGAGUAACUCCACGAAUCCCACAGUAUCUCCGGAGAGAAGGAAUGGGUGACGUUUCAGAUCGAGACCCUUCCUCAGUCUGAGGUCCUGAUUAAUUUUACUGAUUGUAUACUUCGUUGUCACCUUCCCCAUGGCUAAAAUUAACCAUUCUACAUUUCCUUGAUCAAAUCAUCUCCUUUCGUGUUGCAAGCAGCAACCGUCUGCUGGCUCUUUAAUGACAUACUUUUGCGGAGUUGCCAGAAUUUUUUGUUUUUAACAAUGGGUUGGCUCUGGCGGAACACCAACUUGACCCUGUUUGUUCUGGGCUGGUUGCGUCUUUCAGCCCAGGUACAUAGUGCUUGGAGGGAGGGUGGUGAAUAGCGCGGUCUCUUUAAUGAAAUACUUUUGCGGAGUUGCCAAAAGAAAAACGAUUUUAACAAUCGUCUGGCCCUCGCGGAAGAAGAUCAGGCCGUCUGAAGAAAGGUCUGGACCCGAAACGUCACCCACUCCUUCUCUGCAGAGACGCUGCCUGUCCCGCUGAGUUACUCCAGCAUUUUGUGUCUUAUCUCCGGUGUAAACCGGCAACUGCAGUUCCUUCCUGCACAUCAGGCUGACUGACCCUUUCGUUUCUUCUCGACUCAUUGCGUCUUUUAGUUCAGAGACACGACGUUCUAUGAGUGUAUUCUCCCGGGGACGCGGCGGCGGCGGAGUCAGAGUUAACCUCGCAGGCAGUCGGCAGGGCUGAGAGAAAGCAGCACGGCGUUUAGACCUCUCCGGACAAACCACUUGUGUGUGCUUUUCUUGUUAACCCACCACCAACCCCUCCAUCUUUCGAAGACAAAAGAAAAAAAAACAUCACCUUCACACGGACAAAUCCAGAUACAUACAACGCACACGAAUCGUCGAUUUAUCUGUUUCAGCAGGAAAACGCCGGGAUUUUUUUGUUUCCGCAACGCCAAGGGCUCCACAAUAUUGCAUGAUUCCUUUAAGAGUCUAAGGGACUUUCUUUUGUGACUCGAAGACCGAUCAGAGGUAAUCUAAUGGACCAUACAAGCACCAGGAGCUGUUCCAGAGCCCCGACUUGUGAGGCCCAUCAAAACGAGCCUUCAAUGCGUGUAGUCAUCCAUACUACGACCGGAGCCCAGUAUGAUCUUUCUGUUCCAGUAGACGAAACGGUGGAAGGACUCAAACGGAGGUUGUCACAGCGCUUAAAGGUUGCCAAGGAGCGCCUCGUCCUCUUGCACAAAGAAACGCGGUUAAAUUCUGGAAAACUGCAGGAUCACGGUAUAAUAGAAGGAAGCAAAUUAACUCUUGUCCCCACUGUGGAGGCUGGACUAAUGUCUCAAGCUUCACGGCCGGAACAAUCAGUGAUGCAGGCUUUGGAAAGCUUAACGGAAACUCAGGUCAAUGACUUUCUGUCGGGACGGUCACCUCUGACCCUUGCCCUGCGGGUUGGCGACCACAUGAUGUUUGUUCAGCUGCAGUUGGCGGCGCAGCAGGCUGGCAGCCAGCUCCAGCACCGGCAUGUCAUUGCCAGCCGGGAGAGCAGCAACAGCGGAGGUACAGUGGCGGGAGCAGCAGCGGCAGCAGCGGCGGCGGCAGCGGCAGCGGCAGCAGCAGCGGCGGUAGCGCCCAGCUUUGCCAACACUCAAGGACUUCACAGGCAAGCGGUGGGAGCCUCGAACUGUAACCACAUAGCGGCCUGCCAGCCAGCGAUGGCCAUUCCGGCCCCCGCACCCCCUGCCCCCGCCACCACCUGCUUCAGCCCUGCUCGCCCGCCAUCGGUCACUGCUGGAUCCUUCCGCUCACACGGGGCCAACACGUCGACGAGCGGCCACAACAUCGCUGCUUCCUCUUGUACUGAGGGUGACUGCAGUACAAGAAACACUAGUCCCACUGCUUCGGGCAAGUCUCGGAAACCAGGUGCCAUCAUCGAGAGCUUUGUCAACCAUGCCCCUGGGGUUUUCUCAGGAACCUUCUCAGGCACUUUGCACCCAAACUGCCAGGACAGCACUGGAAGGCCCCGCCGUGAUAUCACCACCAUCCUGCAGAUCCUGAACGACCUGCUGAGCGCCACCCGUCACUACCAGGGGAUGCCGCAGUCCCUGGCCCAGCUGCGCUGCCAGACGCAGUGUGCCCCCAGCCCCCCUUCACCUUCGCCUUCUCCACCGUCCCCCAGCUGCUCCAACAAAACUACCUCCGAAGACACAGCCCAGCAACCACUGCAUUCCCUUGUCCAGUGCCAGAGCCAGAUCAGGAUGUGCAAGUCAAAUGGCGACCGACUGCGACAGACGGAGAACCGUGCUACGCGUUGCAAGGUGGAGCGCCUGCAGCUGCUGAUGCAACAGAAGAGGAUGCGCAGGAAGGCUCGGAGAGAUGCCAGGGCGCCGUACCAGUGGCUGCCGAACCGCAAGUCCAGCCGGACUAACAGCAACAGCAGCGUGUCGAGCGACGGCAGUCUAGACUUGGACUUUGAGGACGCUGUGUGGAAGCCGGAAGUCAAAGCUGACAUCAAGUCUGAAUUUGUCGUGGCGUAGACCUACCUUGGCAAGGGGCGUAAAGAGCAGGACGUUUUUUUAUUUCGGCGACCAAAAUGUACUCUGAGCAAACUUCUAGUGGUUGCACGUGGAAUAUACAGAAGAAGGGGAGAGAGAGAGAGAGAGAGAGAGAAAGAGUGUGAGAAAAGAGAGAGUUUAAAGUGUGGUCUCCUGAAAUCAGGACUGUACAUCUGAAAAAAAAACAUUUAGUUACCACAAAACACGGACGCUGUCUGCAGUUCAAGUUGGGGGAAAGUAAAGUCACAUGAUUAAGUGGAUCUAACAAACAGUGGUUGGCGUGUCUGCAGUAACAACAAAUGGCUGCCUUACAAAAUGGUCAAGCAUGACGGAGAUUGGAGAAGACUCGGCAUGUCCGGACAUGAGAAUGCCUUUUCUCUUGAUGAUAAAAGCUGCACCGUAAAGCUGCUUGUUGCCAUGGUUGCACUGGUUUUUUCACGCAAAGGUAGCAGGCCCGCCCGCUGCUGUCGCUAAUAAUUUAAAAAAAAUGCCUCCCUUGCCUCUGAGAAGGAGGGCAGUCAAUACUUUUUAUCAGAAAGGAAAGAACUGAUAAUAAGAAACAUAAUACUGUAUGUAGCAUUGUUCACCAACACUCUGAAAGCAUUUAGUUACUGAAAUUUUGCACAAUUAUUGACAGCGUGACAACAGGUAGCUUUCGUUCGAGCAGGUUUGUCCAGUGUUGACUGCACACACACCCCACCCCCCACCCCCACCCCCGCGGUGACGUGUCUGUUGACCCUAUGGAAACGGUUGACUUUGGAGACAAAGGCAGUGGGAGUUGUUUGUUCUGCAGCCUAUUUCCGAUGCCCGGUUUCAGACUGGAAAGGGUUUAAAUUGCUGAUGCGGGUGGAGAGGGUGCCAACAACUUGGCUCACCUUCACCCUGCUGUUCAGGGACGGGAGGGGCAUGGAAUCUCUACACAGUGAGGCAAAAUAUAAACAUCCUCUUUUUGUUUUAUUGGUAGUUUUUUUUUCAUACAGAACUGAGCCAGAUCAUUUUAGAGGUAGACUUGUGGUACAGUACUAGCUGAUGUAGACUGUAGAUAAAUUGCAAGAUCCAAUAUCUCUCUAAUUGCUUUCUGCAAACCACAUCUCGGACUUACCAGUAAGUAGAUGGAAGCUUUUUUCUGACUUCAGUACAGUGCAGAACAGGUGAUGGCCAUUGACUUAGUCCUGGGAGCACAGGUAAUUAGUAUAAUGCAGAUCUUGGCAUUGGCAGAAGAUUUCCCACUCUGCUUAACCCAAUGCAAGUGUUAUUGCUUUAGCCCACUGGUACAAGUUUAAAAAAAAAAAAAAUUUUAAGUGUAAUUCCGCUCCAAUCUUUUUUUUGUUGGGUAACAAAUUUGCAUUUUGGUGUGCAUGUGUGUGUGAAAAAACAGACCGAAGAGCAUGUAUAAGGGGGUUGGUGGGAUGGGGAGGGGUCGUGUGUUUUUUGAUCAAAACUUGUUGCAUAAGUAAGCCUCUUGCGUAUCCUCUUGAAAAGUCAGUACCUGGAGCGAGGGUCUGUUUUGGCAAACAGCCCCGCGAUGUCAAACUGCAAAGAUUAGUUUCGAGCUCCGCGGUGGGGCCCGGUUUGAAAUGAAGUUUAAAUGUGUGCCGGUGAUUUGGCCCUGGUGAAAACAAUGCAGUGCGUGAGGUGUGUUCCUACAAUGUCACUGAAACAAUCGGCCCCGCUCCCGUUUAACAAUGUCUCCAAGACUACAAAUUAAGAUUUGAAGCACCCAAGGUCCUACCGUUGCAAUACUGUGAUGUCUCAACCCAAUCUCUUCCUCACCAGUGUCGGGAACACAAGUGCCUUUUUUGAUCGUAAAGUCUGCUUCUGUGUCCUUGGCCUCAGCUGGGAGAUCUUCCCACUUCCCCUGCCCCUGUCCCACACGUGCUCUCACUUAAAGUCUAUGGAAAGGCCAGUGCUGUGUCUCUUCCCCCCCCCCCCCCCCCCCCCCCCCCCCCACCACUUCUGUGUCUUCCUAGAGUCUGUGUGCUUUCUCCGUCUUUGUCAUUUGAAAUGAGACUUGUUUCCGCUUGCUACUGUGCAAAGAGAAAUGUUAUGACACUCUACUCCACGCUGAAUAGGCCGUGCCUCCAUUAUGUGUGCGACAUGACCCUGCAAGGCCAUUGUAGUGUAUCAAAGGUGUGCCAUCUGGACCCGUAUUGUCCUGUGUCCUUGUGACUUGGGCACAAGUUAUGACGUCCCACUUCUGUUUGUGAUCUUCCUGCUCGUAUUUACUGUAGGUUUUUUAUAUAUAAACACAUAUAUAUAUUUAACUGACUUUGUACUGUGUGCUUUCCAUUGUGCCCCUAUCCUGGUUUUAAACAAAAACGUAAAGAAGCAUUAAUUCACCAGUUUGUUGGUGGAGAUUAAAUGUAUGAACACCUCAUUUAAAUAUUCUGUAUUCUUGUAGCCAAUUAAAAAAAAAAAAGAUACAAUGUUCUAGCUAGCCUGGUGUAGCACAAAUGUGACUGUAUUAAUUUAUAAACCAAAAUGGUGACUGUGAACUAGGUAUUUAUUUGUGCUUUUGAAAGUCUUUUGAGAGGGGAGGGGGGGGGGAUAAGCGACGUCACAGUUUGAACGUGGCCAGGGUUGAUGCAAUCUCCUCCAUGGAUUCUGCACCCGUUUCCAUUAAUUCUAAGCAAUACAUUUCAUUGUGACUUGGAAUGGGCCUUGCUGUUCACUUGGGUUUGUUGGGGGUUGGUUCAAGGUAACCAAAAUAUUAUUGUCACUUGGGAUUUUGCAUUUACCUCUGCCUUAUACACUUGGCAAGACAUGAGGGUUGGCAGAUUGUCAACUGAAGCAUUGGAAUGAAGCAGAAAACAGUAAAUUAUGUAUUGGUAUGUAGAUAAACUUACAUGCAUGUAUCAUUAGGACUUGACAAUGGUUUGUGGGACAUACAGUAAUUGGUUGUUAUGUGGUAAUCUGAACAUGUACAAACUUGUAUUAGGUUUUUGUAUAGCAUUGGAGGGAAAAAAACAACUCCACAGGUAUAAAUAAUAAUAAAAGACCAAAUGUUGGUGAUAAACAUA
Messenger RNA from Leucoraja erinaceus (little skate), 6705 nucleotides. RefSeq names its product midnolin (gene midn). Gene Ontology annotation, molecular function: protein binding. The record is from RefSeq and is a predicted model, not a curated record. The transcript is spliced from 8 exons. Gene Ontology annotation, cellular component: nucleus. Bases 2171 to 3667 code for a protein of 498 amino acids. NCBI's taxonomy places the organism in Eukaryota, Metazoa, Chordata, Chondrichthyes, Rajiformes, Rajidae.